This is a messenger RNA of Selaginella moellendorffii, 2104 nucleotides long. RefSeq names its product DELLA protein RGL1. Gene Ontology annotation, biological process: regulation of DNA-templated transcription. Gene Ontology annotation, molecular function: DNA-binding transcription factor activity; sequence-specific DNA binding. The record is from RefSeq and is a predicted model, not a curated record. NCBI's taxonomy places the organism in Eukaryota, Viridiplantae, Streptophyta, Lycopodiopsida, Selaginellales, Selaginellaceae. Bases 308 to 1972 code for a protein of 554 amino acids. Gene Ontology annotation, cellular component: nucleus. The transcript has a single exon.
AUCGAAUCCAUCUCUCGAACCCCGUGACAGAUCUACGCCGGCAUUUCUUUCCGACACAUUCCCCGCGUGUCAGUUUCCUCGCGUCCUUUUCUUCCUCUCGACCAACUUUCUUUCUUUUUUCUUCUUCCUCGUCACUGUUCCUGGCAGUGUUUGUUUUCUUCCGCUCGAAUCCGCUGCUAUAUUUCUCCCACGACGCCCUUUCAUUGAAUUCAUUGUACAGUCAUCUUCUUUUUUUUUCUUCCUUUUUUUCUUCCGCUUCUUCUUCUCUCUCCCCCAAUUCUCACAAAAAAAGAAAAAAAGAAAAAAAAUGUUUCAUCAUCCAUUCCAAGAAGAUCACAUACCUUCUCACGAGUUUAUGCUUCAACCUGAGGAGCUUCUUAUGGAUAUGGAACUUUGUCCUUCGAAAAAGGAGCUCGAGGCUCUUUUUGUUUAUGGCGGCGAGCCCGACUCCGUCUUGGAUCUCGGCCCUUACAUCAGUCCUCUCAAUAGUCCCAGCUCCGAGGCCUCGAGCACCAUUUUCAACACACAUGGAUUCUCCGACGAGCCUUGGGAGUAUGAGACGAUCGAGGACAUGAAUUUCGACUUGGAUCUCUUGUCUCCCACUUCGACAACUUCCAGCAGCGAUAUCUCCCUCCAGGAUCCAGCCGAUGAUGAUACUUGCGAUGAUCAUCUCAACAUGCUCGAAGAUCUACUGCUGGACGACGAUGAUCACGAUGGUCACACUCGGCAGGAACUGGAAGUGGAGCAGCAGCAAAACCACGACGUGGAUCAAGGCAGCAAGCUUGACGCUCCACGAGAGGAAGAAGAAGAAGAAGAAGGAAUAGAAGAGGUCGAAAGAGCAGGAGAAAAACAAGACGAGGAGAAGAGAGGCCUGGAGAUCGUCCACUUGCUGCUAGCAUGUGUGGAGAACAUCCAAGGCGGAGACAUGGCAACAUCAAAGCUCAUACUGGAUCAUCUCGCUGCUUCCAGUCGCGAUCAUCCUCCACACCUCUCAAGCCCGAUCGAGAGAGUCUCCACACACAUCUGCAAAGCUCUGAGCGAGAGAAUCACCAAAACAUCCAUCUUCGACGCCACCACCAGCGAUGAUCUUGCCUUUGCGCGCCGAGCCUUCUACCAACACUUCCCAUUCCUCAAGUUCGCGCACUUCACUGCAAACCAGGCCAUCCUCGAGUCCCUGCGAGGCUGCUCCAAGCUCCACAUCGUGGAUCUCGACAUCGAUCAAGGCAUGCAGUGGCCAAGCCUCAUCCAGGCGCUCUCGCAGAUCGAAAACGCUCCAUCUCUUCGCAUCACCGGCGUCGGAUCCAGCCUCGCCGAGCUCCAGAGCACCGGACGCCGGCUAACCGAGUUCGCCACGUCCAUCGGCUACCACAAGCUCGACUAUCACCCCGUCCGGCUAGACUCCCCCGACCAGCUCGAUCCCUCGGCCUUCUCUCUCGGCGACGAUGACGAUCAAGAUCUGGGCCUGGCCGUGAAUUGCUCGAUGUUCCUCCAUCGUCUCCUCGGCAACCAUCCAGCGCUGGAACGCACACUUUGCAUGAUCCGGGCAUGGAAUCCACGCAUUGUCACGGUGUCCGAGAUGGAAGCCAACCACAACACUCCGAGCUUCGUGGAUCGAUUCGUGGAGGCUCUCCAUUUCUACUCGGCGGUGUUCGAUUGCCUGGAGUCGGCUCUGGCACGGACGGACCCGGACAGGAUCUACAUCGAGGGCGCCAUGUUUGCCGGAGAGAUCCGGAGCAUUCUUGCCUGCGAGGGCGCCGACAGGAUCGUCCGGCAUGCCCGGAGCGAGAGCUGGAGGGAUUUCAUGCGGUGGUCGGGGUUUAAAGAUGUUGGACUGAGCGAUCACUCGCUCUAUCAGGCUCACGUAUUUCUCACAUUGUAUUCGCAGGCGUAUAGGCUGACGAGGGAAGAACAGGCACUUAUACUGGGCUGGCAUGACACUCCCGUAGUGUCCAUCUCCACUUGGAGCUGCUAAACACUUCAAUCCAAAACUGUGUAUAUAAACACUACAGGUAAAACUUUUUUUUUUUCCUUUCUUUUUGAAAUAAAGGGAGAGAGAACAAGCAAAAAAAAAAAAAAAAACAGUGGUAUGUUCUCUAUAACUAUG